AUAUCAUAGCUUUUUCUACCACACAUUACAUUAAAUUAUAAUAGUAAUAAUUAACUUUUUAAUAUAAAAAACUUAGGCUAAAAGAAAAACAUAGCAUAGCAGACAUUAGAAUUUUCAGACCAAAAACAUAGACUAAUUCAUCGUUUGACAUUCCCACCAAUGUUCCAACUUCUAUAACUUCUUCAUAUUCCAAAUCUUCUCCUAACUCACAAGAAAAAAAAAACAACAACUCUCUAAGAUGAAGACUCGUCCCUCUACAAAAAUCUCUGCAAAAUGGAUUCCAAUUUUCUCUGUCUUUUCCUUCAUUAUUGGCAUGUUAAUCACAAACAGCAGGAUGUGGGAGCAACCUGAAUCUAGUGGUGUGAUAAUUUCUAAGCAUCAACGUGAUCAACAAGAACUUCAAGUGAUCUCAGAGGACUGCGAUACCAAAAAGAAGCAGGAUAAGCCUAAGGAUGACAUGAAUGAAUUGUAUAAAACCCAUGAAGCUAUUCAGGCCCUAGACAAGCAAGUUUCCAUGUUGCAAAUGGAAUUAGCAGCAGCUAGGAGUUCUCGCGAAAUCAACUCAAGUGGCUCGGCCACCACUUCUGGUGAAGGUGCUUCCAAGAAGAAGAAGGCAUUUAUAGUGAUAGGUAUAAACACAGCUUUCAGUAGUAGGAAGCGGCGUGAUUCUGUUAGAGAAACUUGGAUGCCUCAAGGUGAACAACUUCUUCAAUUGGAAAGGGAGAAAGGAAUUAUUAUCAGGUUCAUGAUUGGUCACAGUGCAACUUCCAACAGUAUUCUAGAUCGUGCUAUUGAUUCAGAAGAAGCUCAACACAAAGACUUCCUUCGUCUGCAACAUGUUGAAGGAUAUCAUGAGCUGUCUGCAAAGACAAAGAUUUUCUUUUCUACCGCCGUUGCGUUAUGGGAUGCUGAUUUCUAUGUCAAAGUAGAUGACGAUGUUCAUGUCAAUUUAGGUGUCCUGGCCGCAACCCUUGCCCGCCAUCGUUCAAAACCUAGAGUAUACAUUGGAUGUAUGAAAUCUGGACCUGUUCUAUCUCGAAAGGAUGUCAAGUACCAUGAACCUGAGUUUUGGAAGUUUGGAGAAGAAGGAAACAAAUACUUCCGACACGCAACUGGGCAGAUAUAUGCAAUCUCGAAGGCUUUGGCCACUUACAUUUCCAUUAACCAGCCGAUUUUACAUAAAUAUGCUAAUGAAGAUGUCUCACUUGGUGCAUGGUUCAUCGGUCUUGAAGUUGAGCAUAUUGAUGACCGCAGUAUGUGUUGCGGAACCCCUCCAGACUGUGAAUGGAAGGCACAGGCUGGUAACAUUUGUGUUGCGUCAUUCGAUUGGAGCUGCAGUGGAAUCUGCAAAUCAGUGGAGAAGAUUAAAUAUGUCCAUUCAAAAUGUGGUGAAGGUGAUGGAGCUGUUUGGAGCGCUUUAUUUUGAUUUUAUAUCCAAAGGAGGAUGGUUUUUAUUUCUGGUCAAAAGACGAACCGAUUGUUUAAACUGAAGCUAGAACAUUUUGGAUUCGAGAAUGAGAAUCAUCUGCAAACGAUAUAACAUGAAACAUUUUUGUGGAAAGCUUAGAGGCAAGGCUGGUUGAUCAAGAUAAGAAUUAAUGCAUGAAUGUGGAGGAUUUGAGCAUGGGGUUGGGGGGGGGGGGGUAUGUAUGACAAAUAUAGAGGUGCUACUAUAAUAUAUUUAUUUAGGACUUAUUUUAAGUUUAUUAAUUUUUUGUUCUUUUUAUAGUACACUUUGGGUUGUGCGAGAAUCAACAAUGUUUUGAUAGAUUUUUGAUAGUACUAUAUUAAAUGUGAUGCAACGAA
Molecule: messenger RNA, 1806 nt
Organism: Trifolium pratense (red clover)
Lineage: Eukaryota; Viridiplantae; Streptophyta; Magnoliopsida; Fabales; Fabaceae
Product: beta-1,3-galactosyltransferase 7
Exons: 11
Coding region: 239-1426 (395 amino acids)
Cellular component (GO): Golgi membrane
Molecular function (GO): beta-1,3-galactosyltransferase activity
Source: RefSeq, a predicted model, not a curated record